Knipowitschia caucasica is the source of this 702-nucleotide messenger RNA. The record is from the annotation of a GenBank genome assembly. NCBI's taxonomy places the organism in Eukaryota, Metazoa, Chordata, Actinopteri, Gobiiformes, Gobiidae.
AUGAGACUGGAGCAGGAGAGGAGCCACCUGCUCACGGCUCACCUCCAAGAGACACAAGAACUGAAGGAAGAAGUGAGGCGUCUGAAGACCCAGAAGUCUGCUACAGAGCUACAGAUACAAAGAGAGGAGGCCCGGGCCCUGAAGGAGGCCUGUGUCCGAUCUGUGGACAUGAACCAGAACUAUUCCAACAUGGUGUCCUCUCUGAAGGAGGAGAACCUGGCCCUGAAGGAGGCGUGUGUCCGAUUUGUGGACAAGAACCAGAAGUACUCCAAUAUUGUGGUGGAGUCUCUACAAAGGGCUAUGACGGCUUUGGAGGAGGAGAGGAGGCUGAAGGACUCCACCAUCAGAGAAAUGGAGGAGAACCUUCUCUGUAAGAAGAGGAACCUUCGGAGGCAGGCGGAGACUCAGAGCAGGAUCCUGGAGGCUUUGAACGACGCCAACAUGGACCUGGAAGCCUUAAACCACAGGAUGAAGAUACUAGGGGCCAUGAACUCUCGUCUGCAUGAUGAUGAAGAUGAUGAUGAUGAUGAAGAAGAACUGCAGACCGGGACUCAGGACCAGGAACCGUACCAGAGAGAAGAAAUGGAGGAGAACCUUGCGGAGGCUUGGGCCCAAUGGGACCAAAUGAUGGGCAUCAAAUGGAACUGUAAGCCAGAGCCAGUCCCACCUCCCCCCUGCCCCUGCUGCCCCUCCUGCACCUAA